Messenger RNA from Fusarium mangiferae, 2130 nucleotides. RefSeq lists its product as uncharacterized. The transcript has 4 exons. The record is from RefSeq and is a predicted model, not a curated record. Bases 1 to 2130 code for a protein of 709 amino acids. Lineage: Eukaryota; Fungi; Ascomycota; Sordariomycetes; Hypocreales; Nectriaceae.
AUGACUUGGGAUCGAUAUGAACUUGGCCAAAGGAACAUUUUCUACGAUGAAAAGAAACCCCUGAUCCCAGUCAACGUGUUCCCUCCGCACGUAGAGCGCGUACGGAGAUUAAUCACAGACCUUUCUUGUGUCGCCAAUGGAGAAGGCUUGAUCAAUAAAAAUGAGCUUAUUUCUGAUGAUAAGUUGAAGCCCUUGCUAUAUGGCCCAGAUCCAGAUCCUGCCCUAGUUGCGGCGCAGAAGACCUUGAGCAAGGCACACAGUCUCGUCAACGGUGGCUACAAAGAGGACGAGUGGCAGGCUUUCUACGCAAUAGACUUUUUUGCAACACUUGCCGGUUCUCUUUCAUUACAUAAAGAUGAUACUAGACGUGUGUCGUACAAUAAAUAUUAUCAUGACGCAUUCAAGAGAGAGACCAAUGGGCUCUGGGACCUGUUUAAAAAAGAUGAGGAGGUCGGAAUAGGGUCAUUUACGAGCCUCAGUAGCCCUAAACCAGACCAAGCUUUCUUCCUUCCCAUUUAUCACAACCGCCAUCCGACCGGGAUUCCAACCGUGGUAGACCCCAAUGCUAGGCAGUGGAAUAGGGCUCAAGAGAUAUCCGCCAUGGAACCGUUUACGUGGUCGACGCUUAAGAGAUUACAUGAAUUUGGUCUCCAACCAGCACCUUUCAACCUUUUUAAGAAACCACCACUUGAAGCCAAUCUCAAAUGUUACCCUUGGCUUGUGGUCGAACACAAGAAAGAGAAGCAGGAUAAUAGGCCCGUGAGAGACGUGUGUUGCCAGGCUGCUAAUGCUGCAGCAUGCGCGAUUAGUUUGAUCAGACACACAGCUCAGUAUGCUAUAAAGCUACCCAAACAAGCGCACAUCCCCCCCAUGCCCGUCAUCACUACCAUCGGACCUAGUGUCAAAGUGUGGAUCAUGUAUUAUGCCACAGAUUUCGACGCCCCGUGCUGCCACCGAGAGACUACAGAGGUAAUAGUAAAGAGACGCAAAGAGGGAUAUAUUAUGCGCGUCAUUUGGAACGGUGAAAUGACCAAGCUUGCUGAUGUUGUUAUGUUCCAAAUGGUCCUUGAUAACGCGCAUACCUGGGCCACACGAGUUUUUAAACCUUUGAUAUCUUCGUAUAUCGAACAGUGGCAGCAUAUAUUCGAUGAAUCAAUUCUGGACCAAACUUUAGGCCAUAACGCGUUCUUUCUUUCAAAGAAACGUCGCGAAAAGACAGUCGAGCAGCGACGAGCCAUUGUCCCGAUAGUCCAAGGCCUGUUGGAUGACCAAGCCACCAUGGAGCUUGAUUACAUGGCCAAUAAGAAGGUGACUCCUCUACUUUUAGGUCUAAUGAUGCACCAAAUUUGCUCCUUAGAGAAGGAGUUAAUAAACAGUGAAGUUGAUAGAGUCGUUUCUCAGAAAUUAGAGGGGCUGUCCAUGAAGGGACUGGUAGCCGGAAAGCAGUAUAGUUCCCGAGGAGGAGAGAAUGCCCGAUCUCAAGCACACUCUGACUGCUAUUCUGACGACCAGGAAUCUAUUUUUGGGUCGCGUCAAGCCAGUCAAUACUUUCCACUUGACAACGAUGACCCGAACGACCCCGACUACAGGCCGUCACAAGAUUCUUCAGCUUCUGUUCAAACGACAUCGUUUCUGGCUCUUGCGGCUCCUCAUUCAAAUGCUUCAGACGCCUUGCCUUCAGCCUAUGAGUUUUCUUUCCAUAGUUCGGCGCAGGUUAUCUCAAAAGGUCCGGAAGCCCAGCCAUUAAGAUCAAACACAGAUCGCCUACUUGAUAGUCCCGACAGUGAUGGGCGGAAAUCUCCAUCUAUUUCUGGGGGCCAGGCUACUCCAAAGCCAAGUCCCUCAACACUGUUCUCCAGGCUUUCGUCUACGCUUUCAGGUUCGCCAGAUGGAAAUGUAUCUCGAGGGAUAUCUAAGGGAAAAACACCUUAUGGGUUACCGGUCAUCACUGGUCCAUUAUCACUUGAAAGGCGAGAAUGGUCUCCCGGACGGCGACCUGGCCAGCCGAAGCCUCUACAUACCCAUGCUCCCCUGGAAGGUUCUAGCGAGAAGAGUCAAUGUCAGGACGCAGGUCAAGACGAGAGCGACUACAUUGAUUUGACAAGAGACAGCCAGGAAGGUGCUUUGUAA